Aspergillus sclerotioniger CBS 115572 is the source of this 771-nucleotide messenger RNA. Its product is annotated as sulfotransferase family protein. NCBI's taxonomy places the organism in Eukaryota, Fungi, Ascomycota, Eurotiomycetes, Eurotiales, Aspergillaceae. The coding region runs from base 1 to 771 and encodes 256 amino acids. The record is from RefSeq and is a predicted model, not a curated record. The transcript is spliced from 2 exons.
AUGGGCCAAACCCCCUCCACCCCCAAACCCGGCACCAAACUCCAAGUCAUCGGCGCGGGCCUCUCCCGCACCGGCACCGCAUCCUUCAGCGCCGCCCUAUCCAUCCUCCUCCACGGCCCCGUCUACCACGGCGGCACACAAACCACCAUCGGCCCCCCCACCGAAAUCACCACCUGGAUCACCAUCCUCAAGCACCUACACACCUCUACGCCCUCCUCCCGCCACCAAGCCCUCACCCUCAUGGCCCACCUCCUAACCGGCUACGUCGCCAUCACCGACUGCCCCGGCGCGCAACUAAUCCCAGAACUACUAGACCUCUACCCAGACGCCAAAGUCAUCUGUACAGUGCGCGAUCCUAUCGCAUGGGCGAAAAGCAUGACCCGGGUUAGAGAUCUAGUUCGGGGGAAGAGGUUUCUACGGGCUGUGUUCUUGCCCUUGCCUGGUAUGAGACACUUUGUGGAGUAUGUUGGCUUGAUGAGGGUUCAGUGGCAGAGGGUGUAUGGAGGAAGUGGGGGGUUGGGAGGGACGUAUGAGAGACAUGUUGAGUGGUUGAGGGAGAUUGUGCCCGAGGAGAGGUUGGUGUUUGUGGAUGUGAGAGAUGGUUGGGAGCCGAUUUGUAGGGCUUUGGGGAGGGAGGUGCCCUGCGGGGUGCCGUUUCCGAGGGUUAAUGAUGCGGAGGCGAUUAGGGGGUUGGCGAGGUGGCAUGUGUGGAGGGGGUUGGUGAGGUGGGUUGGUGUGUUGGUGGUGGUUGUGCUGGUUACUUGGGGUUAA